AUGGAUCCACCACACAUCACCGAAUUCGCCUCAAAGCGCUACUUUGAGAAGAUUAACCAACUCCCCAAGGACCACCAGCCUCAGCCGCAGCAACAUAAUGACAGCACGGUGGUGGAAACGUCCUCUUCCAGAUUCAUACUACCAAUUCGAGGAGCCGAACAGCAAGGGUACGACCCACAAGCAAGACAUGUGGAACAAAUCAAGCAGGAGAAGGAAAAAGAGAGGGAGAGGCGGAGUUUGUUUGGAUUUGGGCGAUUACGAGGUCCGAAGCCAACCAACUCUACGCCGGAAUCUCAGGUGCCAACAUUAAGACGGCCGUCGAUAGUAUCCGAUGCGUCGGCAAGCUCUAUAGCACAGAGUGCCGCCGCCAGGCCCAAGAGUCUCCCCUUCGACCAACUCUUCCUGAGUUUACCGAAUGAGUUGCAAAUUCAGAUCAUUGCCUACUUGCCAUUGUCCGACGUGCUCAAUCUGCGCCGGGCAUCCAAGGCAUGGCAUCACAUGAUCACAGUGAAUGAAUUCCCAAUCGUGCGGCACCAGCUCCAGCACGAAAUCCCCGCCUACGCGAAGCGACUCUAUCCUGUGUCGGAUACUUCCGGUUACACUCUUCACUACCUCUGCGGCUUGUGGCAUCGGCUACAUGUCGCUGCUAAACUGUCGGGACUAAUGUGCGAUUGGUGCACAAAGGAAAUUUUCUUGAAAACAACCAAGGAUCAAAUAGCAUCCUUUGCCGCCCAAAGGGAGAGGAUGUACCGACGACUGAUACCAUUACUCUUUACCAUUUUUCACUUUUUCGAAAACUACCGGAAACUACACCUACAAUACGUCCAGGAACACGGCCACGGCAUCGAACGGACGCCAUACACCCUCAACCCGAUCGAAACUCAAAUUAUGAGCAUGUACGAUGAUCGGACAUUAUUACACGUCCACCAAGUCUUUCCGCUUGUCGUGGCUUCAUUUUGUCGGCGUCUGCGACCACCGUCCUAUGUUGGUCGUGUGGAACGGACGGUUAGGGGUUAUCUGCGAGAAAAGCCGGCCGAUGAGGUACACACGGCUGUGCUUUGUCUGGGCGGCUUGAGGCAGGUCUUGAGGCUAUGGGAAGUACGAGGCUACAACACGCGGAGAGGUGCGGUGGACACGUGGUACAACAAUAUCCAGGAGGCGAGAGAAUCACCAAAGACUCCGGAAGCCAGCAAGGAGACGAAAUCAAGGCGAGGGAUCAUGAGUUUGGGGCGAAGGAAGUCAAAUUGGCAAGUGCGAGAUGCUUCGAGGGCCGACGAGAUGCCGGAAUUACCGAACCGCGGCUCGCUGGAGCACACGGCGACGAGGAGGUCGACGGUCACGCAACCGAGUCUUGUUUUUCACACGAGCCUUGCAGCUGGGAUGCCGAUGGACUGGCUCGAGCAGGACCAGUACAAGCUCUUACUACCGGACCUGCCCGUGCUGCAGAAGCUCUGGCUGUCGACCGCCGAGGCCAUGAUCCUGGACCGCAAGAUCGUCGAGAGGUCGGUAGACAUCAAGCGCAACGCCCAGGUGAUGCUGGACCUGAUCAAAGAAGACGGCGGCGAGGGCGAGGACCUCUGGUGGUACGAGACGAUCCAGCCGCCUAGGGAAGCCAUCGAGGAGGAUACACUCGAAUGA
This is a messenger RNA of Diaporthe amygdali, 1638 nucleotides long. Its product is annotated as F-box domain-containing protein. The record is from RefSeq and is a predicted model, not a curated record. The transcript has 2 exons. Lineage: Eukaryota; Fungi; Ascomycota; Sordariomycetes; Diaporthales; Diaporthaceae. The coding region runs from base 1 to 1638 and encodes 545 amino acids. Gene Ontology annotation, molecular function: protein binding.